Messenger RNA from Knipowitschia caucasica, 2790 nucleotides. The record is from the annotation of a GenBank genome assembly. NCBI's taxonomy places the organism in Eukaryota, Metazoa, Chordata, Actinopteri, Gobiiformes, Gobiidae.
AUGAUCCUUCUGGAUGGGUUUGCUUGUUCUGAGGUGUCAGUCCACACAUCUGAGAAUGAGCGGGUUUGUAAGAGUGGAGAGUUCUUCUGUGAUGAUGGGCACUGUGUGUCCGUGCUGUUCCUCUGUGACGGGACAGACCACUGCAGCGACGGCAGCGACGAGAGGUCUUGUCCGAACUGCACCUCGGGCUUUCGCUGCGCCGCGUCGGGGUGGUGUCUGUCCCAACAGCAGCUGUGCGACGGACAGAGCGACUGUGAAGACGCCCGGGACGAGGAUCCGCUUCUUUGUGCGUCGCAGACCACUUCCUGUGCCGCCUCAGAGCUCCAGUGCAGAGACGGACGGUGCAUCCAUCACUCCUACAAAUGUGACAACACGAACGACUGCAGCGACGGCAGCGACGAGGAAGACUGUGAUGUGAACGAGUGUCUGUUGAAUAACGGCGGCUGCCCGUCUGUGUGUGUGGACGAGCCCAGAGGCUUCCACUGCGAAUGCCCCAACAACACGAGGCAGAGGGGGGACGGCCACUGUGAGGAAAUGAACCCGUGUCUUGAAGCUGACGUGUGUGACCAGUUGUGUUCUUACUCAGAGGACCAUCUGAGCUGCAGGUGUCAGGAGGACUAUGAGGAGGACCAUCAGGAGGACCAUCAGGAGGGCACUGCUGCAAGGGCCUGCAGAGCUAAAGGUGACGCUGCUCAGCUGUUUUUUGCUGAUCUUGAAGGAGUGCAUUUCGCCGACAUCACUGACUUUGUGCCUAAAACGCUCCAGUCUUCACACGGACGGCGGCACAUGACCGUGUUGUCCUCCAAUAACACUGUGUUCUUGGCACAGCCGGGAUCCACGUCCAUUUACAGGUUGUUAUUUGACGGGGUGCGACAUGAGGCCCAGCUGUUGUUGAAAGCAGCCGGCCCCGUGCAUGUGCAGCGUGUGUUGUGGACUGGACUAGACUCGCCCAGGGCUGUGGCAGUGCACCCGGAACGAGGAGUGAUCUUCUGGGCAGAGUGUGGGAAGAAUCCUAAAAUCCAGAGGUCCACGUUGGACGGCCAGAAUCGGACCACUUUAGUCAAUACUUUGAUCCAUAAACCUGUGGCUCUUUCUCUCGAUUUGCCCCGGGACCUGCUGUACUGGGCCGACCAGGGACUGAGGAGAAUCUCCAGAGUGAAUCUAGAAGGUCAUUAUCGGAAAACUGUGGUGGAAUCAAACGGGUUCCUGGACCGGCCUUUUGGACUCGCCCUGUUUGAGAGGUUUGUUUAUUGGAGCGAUGAAGCGAGUGGCUCCAUCUGCAGAGCAAACAAACACCACGGGCGGCACUUUGAGGUUCUGCUUAAAGACAUUACAUCACCGGGCUCUGUGGUCAUCGCUCACUCUGCGCUGCAGCCCAACCGGAACUCGGGUCUGACCACAUGUGCGGUGGACGCUCUCACUCUGAACAUCAGUUGCUCUGAGAACGGAUUUCCGCCCGUUUCCCGCACACUUCCUGCUUCGUCGUUAUCAGAUUCAACAUUUGCUGCUCUCCUCGCUCUCACAAUGGUUCUUAUCGUGCUCCUGCUGGGCCUGUGUCUGUGGUGGUGCAGAGAGGAGCUCCGGCCGCUUACCUCCAAUGACCACAGCCUCACGCUAAAAGAAUCCAGAGACCCACUGCUCAGGGACGCUAACAUCGACCUCAACUUAUGCCCCACUAAAGCUCCACCUAGAGGCGGACUGGAGGAGCAGCACAGACGGCCAGACCAUCUCACCCACUCCACCCUCACUGCUCCUGCUGGCUGCUCCUCUUUAAUUAUUCUUCUGAAUUCUCCUCCUCACUCCUCCUCCUCACUGCUCCUCCUCACCACUUCUCUUCCUCACUGCUCCUCCUCCCUCCUCCUCCUCACUGCUCCUCCUCACUCCUCCUCCUCACUGUUCCUCCUCACUUCUCUUCCUCACUGCUCCUCCUCACUCCUCCUCCUCACUCCUCCUCCUCACUGCUCCUCCUCACUCCUCCUCCUCACUCCUCUUCCUUACUCCUCCUCCUCACUCCUCCUCCUCACUCCUCUUCCUCACUGCUCCUCCUCACUCCUCCUCCUCACUCCUCCUCCUCACUGCUUCUCCUCACUCCUCCUCCUCACUCCUCCUCCUCACUGCUCCUCCUCACUGCUCCUCCUCACUCCUCCUCCUCCUCACUCCUCUUCUCACUGCUCCUCCUCACUCUUCCUCACUGCUUCUCCUCACUCCUCCUCACUGCUCCCUCUCACUCCUCCUCCUCACUCCUCUUCCUCACUGCUCCUCCUCACUCCUCCUCCUCACUGCUCCUCCUCCUUCUCCUCCUCACCACUUGGCCUUGAGCACCAUCUAAGGCAGGAACCACAUGAGGAGGUCAGCUCAUUUGCCCUGAGACUGCAGGAGUGUUUCAACCGUCUUAAAAGGAAAGACUCGAGGGGCAUCGGCAAUGAGGACGUUUUAUUGCGAGAUCACCUGGUGGAAGGACUCAGAGAUGCGUCUGUGAGGGCUCCAGAUGGCUCCAUUGGACACGUCCGUACCAUCAGUCGUCACCCCAUCAUGGUGCCUGCCCAGAGCGACGUGCUAGUGUGGGGCCGCACAAAACCCGGAGUCAACGACCAAGAUUACCAGUGCCUCGUUGAACCUCUGGAGGUGUCAGACUGUGUUGAAGGUGUUCAAAGAUUGUUCAGCAACUCACUCAAGAUGAGGGAAAAGAGCAACAAGGGGAAAAUGCCCCCUCGGAAAUGCAACAUGUGUAGAGUAAUACAGGUGUCUCGAGCUAGUGCAGUGCCAAGGUGCUGUGCUUGGACCUUGUGA